Messenger RNA from Brettanomyces bruxellensis, 1041 nucleotides. RefSeq lists its product as uncharacterized. Gene Ontology annotation, biological process: nucleotide-excision repair; base-excision repair; base-excision repair, AP site formation. Gene Ontology annotation, cellular component: nucleus. Bases 1 to 1041 code for a protein of 346 amino acids. Gene Ontology annotation, molecular function: damaged DNA binding; 8-oxo-7,8-dihydroguanine DNA N-glycosylase activity. The record is from RefSeq and is a predicted model, not a curated record. The transcript has a single exon. NCBI's taxonomy places the organism in Eukaryota, Fungi, Ascomycota, Pichiomycetes, Pichiales, Pichiaceae.
AUGACUGUGCCACAAAUCAAAUGGAGUCAUCUUGUGGUUGAUCCUACUGAGGCUUGUCUUAACAAAGUACUCAGAUGUGGACAGACAUUUCGAUGGAAAUGCAUAGAUCAAAUAUGGUCUUGCUCCAUUAAAAACAGAAUUCUGUUACUUAGGCAGAAUGAUAAGGAGAUCUUAUAUUCGUCGAUUCCAUAUUUACCUAACACGGCCACUGUUUUGAAAGAAUAUUUGCAACUCGACGUUAACGCGUCCUCCUUAUACGAAGUAUGGUGUUCCAAAGAUAAGCAUUUCUUGAAAAAUUCCUCACAGUUUCGGGGAAUCAGAAUAUUGUGUCAGGACCCCUGGGAAAAUCUCAUUUGCUUUAUUUGCUCGUCCAACAACAAUGUGAAACGGAUAUCUCAAAUGUGUGACACACUUUGCAUUCAUUAUGGAAACUAUUUGGGAACGUUUCAGGGUGUUGAUCACUACACUUUCCCCACUCCUAAAGUCUUAGCUAUGGAUGGCACUGAACAGAAACUAAGGGAUCUAGGAUUUGGAUAUAGGGCCAAGUUUAUAUACGAAACGGCAAAAAUUUGUGUGAAUAAGCCUGUUAUAUAUAAGACGCUUUGUUCGAAAAAACUUAAAUUGGCAUCAAAAGAAAAGUGCCAGGAGUUUCUCUUGCAGUUUCCAGGCGUCGGUCCUAAAGUUGCGGAUUGUGUUGCAUUGAUGUCAUUGAAAAAGCAUAAUGUUGUCCCUAUUGAUACGCAUGUGUAUCAGAUUGCCAAACGAGAUUACAAAUUUAGGACAAAAUCCAGAAAUAAAACCAUGACCAAAAAUGUCUACGACGAGAUUCAAAACUUCUUCAUUCAUUUAUGGGGGGAUUAUGCAGGAUGGGCUCACUCAAUUUUGUUUGCAGCGGAUCUUCGAGAUCUUGAUAAUGGUGUUAAUAUAAAAACAAUCAAGGAUAAACAGCAAGACGUAAUUUCGCGAUCUGAGAUCCGGACAGACCCCGAACCAAAAUUAAAGAAAAGAAAGAUAAAGAGUGAGAGUAAAUGCGAACAGUAA